AUGAAGUACCUCUCUGCUCUCGCUUUGGCUUUUGCCGCCUUCAUCUCCGUCGCCUCGGCUGGUCCCGAAGGUUUGGUUGCUAUCCCUCCUGGUCAAGGUCGAUCCAGCCGUGGUGUUCGUUCCGUCAUCACCGGUCACAAGAUUCGAUCCCACGUUCACCACUCGCGCAGGCAGCACCACCAUGUCGACCUCGUUCACAUGGACCGUAGGCUCAACAACGCUACCACCAACGCUGACGACGACGAGGUUGCCGCCAUCGCCGCCUCUCACAACAAGCGCAACACUUGCUCUACCAAGACCAAAAAGACCUCCGCCGCUUACAAGGCUAAGGGUAGUAACUCCAACUCCAGCUCUGGUUCAAGCUCCAACUCCAACUCCAACUCGAACGGCGACGAUUCCAGCUCUGGUUCGUCUAGCUCCAGCUCUAGCUCCGGCAACGGCGGCAACUCGGGCUCCAGCUCGUCGUCGUCUUCCUCCUCCUCCAACUCCCCCUCCUCCUCCAACUCCUCCUCCUCCAACUCCAACUCUGGCAACGGUUCUUCCUCCAGUUCCUCGUCUUCGUCUGCUUCAUCUUCCGCCUCCACUUCCAAGUGGAAGUUGGUCAAGUCGUACGCCGGCUCCUCCUUCUUUGACGACAUGGACUUCUUCACCAGCGCUGACCCCACCCACGGCUCCAUCACCUACGUCGGCAAGGACCAGGCCUAUAAUCAGGGUCUCAUUAAUAGCAACAACGGCAAGGCUACCAUGAAGAUCACCGCAAACAACGGCUGGGCCCAGUCCGUCCGUAUCAACACCAAGGACUCCUUCACCACCGGUAUCUUUGUCCUCGAUGCCGAGCACAUGCCCGUUGGAUGUGGUGUCUGGCCCGCUUGGUGGUCCACCCCCACUAACCCUUCUGGUGGCUGGCCCAACGGAGGUGAGAUCGACAUCAUCGAGGGUGUUAACGACUACUCGUACAACACCUACUCGGUCCACACCACUGGCGGUUGCACUGUCCCCAGCAAGCCCAACAUGUCUGGCAAGUUCACCCUCCAGGACAACCGUGCCUACAACUGUGCUUCCGACGCUACCGGCAACCAGGGUUGCGGUGUCACAUCCACCAAGGGUAACGACUUUGGUGUUAGCUACAACAAGAACGGCGGUGGCGUCCACGUCAUGUACUGGUCUGAGUCCGAUGGUAUCUCGAUCUACUUCUUCAGCAAGGGCAACGUUCCUGACGACAUCAGCUCUGGCUCUCCUGACCCGUCCAACUGGGGUCAGCCCCAAGCACACUGGCCCGCUACUCAGUGCAACAUUGGCAACUACUUCUACAACCACGUCGUCGUUUUCACCAACACUGUCUGCGGUGACUGGGCCGGUUCCGGCUCCGUCUGGGGCAACGCCAUGAACGGCCAAUCCCAGUCUUGCCAGGCUAUGACCGGUCAAGGUUCCUGCCAGGCUUACCUUGGCAACAACCCAGACAUGAGCGAUGCCUACUGGACCAUCAACUCGCUCAAGAUCUACCAGACCUCUCGUCGAUCUUAA
Molecule: messenger RNA, 1524 nt
Organism: Ustilago hordei
Lineage: Eukaryota; Fungi; Basidiomycota; Ustilaginomycetes; Ustilaginales; Ustilaginaceae
Exons: 1
Coding region: 1-1524 (507 amino acids)
Biological process (GO): glucan catabolic process
Molecular function (GO): hydrolase activity, hydrolyzing O-glycosyl compounds
Source: RefSeq, a predicted model, not a curated record